This is a messenger RNA of Purpureocillium takamizusanense, 679 nucleotides long. RefSeq lists its product as uncharacterized. Bases 176 to 670 code for a protein of 164 amino acids. Lineage: Eukaryota; Fungi; Ascomycota; Sordariomycetes; Hypocreales; Ophiocordycipitaceae. The transcript has 2 exons. The record is from RefSeq and is a predicted model, not a curated record. Gene Ontology annotation, cellular component: mitochondrial inner membrane peptidase complex.
CUCCUCCACCGCCCCCAGCAGCAACCGCCCACCAGCCGCCGCCGCCGCCGCCGCUGCCGACGACGCGUCCAUCACAACCGCCGUCGUGGUCGGGUACUGCAAUCACCCACCCACCAGACUCAAUCGAUCAGAAGCCCCAAAGAGGGUGAGAACGAAAGGAAAGAAAGAAAGAAGAAUGACGCCGCCGUGCCACUCGUUCCCAGCCUCGGAGCUCCCCUCCAAGGUGCAGCUUGACGCGCGCGGCCGCCGUCGCAAGCCCUCCGCCGCUGCCGUCGACGAUGUCACCACCACCACCAACGGUAGCAGCAGCAGUACCAGUACCAAUAGACGGACCGGCAGGAUCGACCUCGCCGCCUGCGAGCUCCUCCGGAUGCUGCAGUACAAGUGCGAGGUGCAGCGCCCGCACGCGCGCGACAGCCCCGUGCAGUGCUAUGCCGUGGAGCGGCUCUUCCGGAGGUGCCAUGACAGAAACGGCCCCUUCACCGUCGAGACGACCGCCUGGGAGGGCAAGACUCCCACGCCGCUACCGCCACCCCCACCAUCUUCACCAUCCCAGCAGCAAAACACAAGUAUUCGUGACAGUGGGCAAAGCAAUGAAUCCAACAAGCCUCCCUCCAGCAAGCCGUAUCAGUGGUCGUCGAGUUGGCUCGACGCGGAUGUAGCGCCUUGAUGCCCCCCC